AUGUGCUCACUUCAUAUGGGCAAAGAAGGCUGGAUGUUUGAAGAUGACCCUGAAGCAGCCAAAUACGGAAGUCUGCCCAAGGACCCUCUUUAUGGUUUUGAUACCCUGAAGCAGCUGUAUCUCAAGGCGAAUUCAAACCAUGAAGGAAGAUAUACUGUACCUAUUUUGUGGGAUACCGAGACUCACACCAUGGUGAGCAACGAAUCCAGCGAUAUCAUCAGGAUGCUCUCAACCGAGUUCGACCAUUUCCUCCCUGAGGAUCGCCGCGAGGUCAACCAGCCUGGAAUUAGUCUGUACCCAGAACAUUUACGACAAGAAAUCGAUGAACUCAACGAGUGGAUCUACAACGACAUCAACAACGAUGUCUAUAAAACAGGCUUCGCCAUGUCCCAGGUCUCCUACGAAGAGAACGUCGCCAAAGUCUUCAAAGCCCUCGACAGAGUAGAAAAAGUCCUUGAAAAAGGGCCCCUUCCUUUUUGGCGAACACAUCACAGAAGCAGAUCUCCGCUUAUACCCAACUAUUCUUCGCUUCGACACCGCGUACGUACCGAUCUCCAUGUGCAAUUUGGGCAUCAGAGAUCACUACCCAAACCUGCAUUUGGGGGUAAGGAGGCUGUACUGGGAUGA
Fusarium coffeatum is the source of this 627-nucleotide messenger RNA. RefSeq lists its product as uncharacterized. Lineage: Eukaryota; Fungi; Ascomycota; Sordariomycetes; Hypocreales; Nectriaceae. The transcript has a single exon. The coding region runs from base 1 to 627 and encodes 208 amino acids. Gene Ontology annotation, molecular function: glutathione transferase activity. The record is from RefSeq and is a predicted model, not a curated record. Gene Ontology annotation, cellular component: cytoplasm.